AUGAGAAAAAUUGACAAAAUGGCCACAGGCAGCUGGACAGUAAACAACACCCCUGCCUCCUCUGUAGUGAAGAACUGCCACCCCAAUCUCAAGAUGUUCCUUGCAGCUUUGUCCUUUGCUUACUUUGCCAAGGCCUUAUCUGGCAGCUACAUGAAGAGCACAAUUACACAACUAGAGAGGCGAUUUGACAUACCCAGCUAUCUGAUCGGGAUCAUCGAUGGGAGCUUUGAGAUAGGGAAUUUGCUGGUGAUUGCUUUUGUGAGUUAUUUUGGGGCUAAGCUUCACCGACCCAAGAUCAUAGCAAUCGGAUGUGUCUUGAUGUCCUUAGGAACCUUUUUGAUCGCCAUGCCUCAUUUCAUCAUUGGCCGCUAUAAGAUCGAAACAACCAUUAGAUCUUCAGUGAAUUCAACCAAUACCCUUUCUCCAUGUCCAGCAAGCUCACCUGAGUCCUCCAGGGCUGGUGACAGACCAUCUUUACUGCCAUCUAGAGGCUGCGAGCAGGAGUCCAGUGUUUCUAUGUGGAUCUACGUGUUACUGGGAAAUGUCCUCCGUGGGAUUGGAGAGACUCCUGUACAGCCUCUGGGAAUCUCCUAUAUUGAUGAUUAUGCACAGUCAGAGAAUGCUGCUCUCUAUAUUGGUUGUGUCCAAACCAUUGCCAUCAUUGGUCCUGUGUUUGGGUAUCUGCUAGGGUCACUUUGUGCCAGGAUCUAUGUCGAUAUUGGUUUUGUGGACAUGGAAACGGUCACCAUUACCCCUGCUGAUGCCCGCUGGGUGGGUGCAUGGUGGUUAGGCUACCUCAUUGCUGGCGCUAUCACCCUCGUUUCUGCAGUUCCUUUCUGGUUCCUGCCAAAAUCACUGCCACUGCCUGUGGAUAAACAUGAUAGCAGCUGCACUCCAGAGCAGACCAGGUUCAUCAAAGAUUCUCCUAGCAUGCAUCACAAGAUCAGACAGGAAGAACCUGCUAAUUUACAUCUGAUGGCUACCGAAUUUGUACCUACACUGAAGAGUCUCCUUGGAAAUCCUGUGUACGUCAUCUACCUGUGUGUGACAAUCAUUCAGUUUAACUCUCUCAUUGGUAUGGUCACCUACAAACCCAAAUUUAUUGAGCAACACUACGGCCAGUCAGCAUCGAAAGCUAAUUUUCUCAUGGGUGUAAUUAACAUCCCGGCUGUGGCCCUUGGGAUGUUCUCUGGAGGGGUUGUCAUGAAGAAGUACAAGCUGGGUGUCAUGGGAGCAGCUAAAUUUGCCUUUGGGACUUCCCUGCUGGGCUACUUCCUGUCACUUCUUUUCUUAGCCAUGGGCUGUGAGAACUCCAAGGUGGCAGGCAUCACAGUUUCAUACAGCGGAGUGGGAGGCUUGUCUUACCAGGAGCGUUCUCUCCUCGCUGACUGUAAUGUGGGCUGCAUGUGCUCAAGGAGAGAGUGGGAUCCAGUGUGUGGAGAUAAUGGGAUCACCUACGUGUCCCCUUGUUUAGCUGGAUGCACCUCAUCCUCUGGCUCUGGAAGGAACACGGUCAGAUUCGUGUUUGACAGUUGCAGGUGUGUCGCAGUGGGUAGUGACCAACCAGGCAACCUGACAGCUACUCCAGGUCAGUGUCCACGCAGAGACAGCUGUGACAUGGUCUUCCCUUACUUCUUGGCUCUGUCUGUCCUGAGUUCCUUCAUCAUCUCUCUUGGGGGAACACCCGGCUUCAUGCUGCUUGUCAGGUGCAUUAAGCCCGAGUUGAAAUCCUUGGCGCUUGGAAUCUACACAUUGGCCACUCGUACCCUGGCUGGAAUACCUGCACCUAUAUACUUUGGAGCCAUAAUUGAUACAACCUGCCUCAAAUGGAGUUACAAGACAUGUGGCGGAAGAGGUGCUUGCAGAAUAUAUGACACGUCAGCUUACAGGACGGUAUACCUGGGCCUUACGCUGGGCCUGAGGACAGUUUCUUUCUUAUUUUGCAUUUGGGGCUUUGCUCUACUCCGAAAACACAUUAAAAGGGAGGAGAAAAGUGUUCUGACCAAUGGGAAUGCUGAGUUGGAGUCACUGAGGAAAGAAGACAACAGCUCCAUACACUGUGAGCAGCUUAUACUGAGCCCAGACUGCAAUCCUGACAGAGAAACUCACUUAUGAGCAACAUUUUAUCCUCCUCUCCAGUGACUCAACUUGUGAAACAACUCACGUGCAUUGGGGUACAUUGUGGACAUUUUUCAUAGGGCGUACAGUAUAUUUGCGAGAGAUUUGUGCAGAAAUAUACUAUCUUAAGCAAAUUAUUUCAUUAAACAAAAGUGUGGUAUCUCUGUGUUUGUGCUUUUCAUGAAUGGAAA
Molecule: messenger RNA, 2309 nt
Organism: Menidia menidia (Atlantic silverside)
Lineage: Eukaryota; Metazoa; Chordata; Actinopteri; Atheriniformes; Atherinopsidae
Source: the annotation of a GenBank genome assembly